Molecule: messenger RNA, 576 nt
Organism: Cryptomeria japonica (Japanese cedar)
Lineage: Eukaryota; Viridiplantae; Streptophyta; Pinopsida; Cupressales; Cupressaceae
Product: CASP-like protein 4C3
Exons: 3
Coding region: 1-576 (191 amino acids)
Source: RefSeq, a predicted model, not a curated record
AUGAAGGCCACUGCGGUGCAGAACUUGAUUCUAGGAAUUAUAACUUUUGUGCUUCUCCUGAUUUCAUCAAUUGUAAUUUUAACCAGCAAGACAAGAUCUGAUGUAUUUGCGUCCACAGGCUUAGAAUAUUGUUUCAAUGAUUUCAAGCCCUUCAGAUAUGUUGUAGCUGCCGACGUGAUAGGCUGUGGUUAUUCCUUCAUUCGAAUUAUUCAAAUAUUUAGUGGAAUCAGUGGAGGACUUUAUUUUUAUCUCAGUUUCAUCUUCGAUCAGGUUCUGGCCUAUAUAAUUUUAUCUAGUACCUCCGCUGGCAUAGGAUGCAUAAUGAUAACAAAAGAUGUCCCUGAAGGUGGAGAAGCAUAUGGUGCUGCUGCAAAAAAGUUUUUGAGGCAUCCAUCAGCUUCUGUGAGUUUAGAGUUUCUGGGAUUCAUCGUUGUAGCAGGCUGUGCAGUGAUGUCAGGUUACAGCCUGUCUUGUUACCUAUAUUCAUCAACUACAACUAGUGUGCCAAGGCAGGGAAGCUAUGUUGAUAGUAAGCAGCAAGGAAAUGCUAGAAACCAGUUUUCAGCACAAGUGUAA